Molecule: messenger RNA, 2083 nt
Organism: Hyphopichia burtonii NRRL Y-1933
Lineage: Eukaryota; Fungi; Ascomycota; Pichiomycetes; Serinales; Debaryomycetaceae
Gene: TOM70
Product: protein channel
Exons: 1
Coding region: 75-1907 (610 amino acids)
Cellular component (GO): mitochondrial outer membrane
Molecular function (GO): protein binding
Source: RefSeq, a predicted model, not a curated record
UUUUUUUUUGUUUUACCGGUAUUGUUUAUUCUAUUUGGAUCAUUUGAAAAAAGAGAGAUUUUAUUGCCUUCAGGAUGUCAGGAUUAGAAAAAACUUCUAACAACUUCUUUGUUAGAAACCAAACUCUCAUUGCCGUGACUGCAUUGGCAGGUGUUUCUGCAGUGGGUGCAUACUACUAUUAUGCACAGCAACAAAGAGGCUUGAGUGGAGAUUCUAGUGACGCCACUGGAUCUAGUGAUGGAUCAAGUAAGAAAAAGAAGAAGAGUAAGAAGAAUAAGAAGAAGUCAGCUGGUGAAUCAGGCGAAGAUGCUAGUAAUGAAGGAGCAGCUGCUUCAAGUAGUGAAAAAUUAUAUCCAAUUGGCGAAGAUGGAUUACCAAAUAUUGGUGAUGAAAUUGUUGAAAAAUUAUCCGAUAAAGAAAAAGAAAGUUGGGCUAAUGCUUUAAAAGAAGAUGGUAAUACUGAAUUUAAGGCUAAGAAAUAUAAUGAAGCCAUUGCUUAUUAUACUGCUGCUCUUAAAAUUAAGGUUGAUCCAGUUUUUUAUUCAAAUAGAUCUGCUUGUUAUGCUGCUUUAGAUGAUCAUGAAAAAGUUAUUGAAGAUACCACUGCAGCAAUUAAUAUAAAACGUGAUUACACUAAAUGUCUUUUACGUCGUGCAACCUCUUAUGAAAAAUUAGAAAAAUAUGGUGAAGCAAUGUUUGAUUUAACUGCUGUUACCAUUGAUGGUGGUUUCAAUAAUAAAUCAGUUGAAAGUAUUUUAGAACGUGUUUUGAAGAAAAAAUCAAUUAAUAUCGUUGAAAAAAUGAUGGAUGGUAGUUCUUUCGAUUUACCUUCUGCUUCUACUAUUGGUUCUUUCUUUGGUGCUUUCACUCCUGAUACUAAUCCUCAUGGUAUUUCCGAAGAAAGUACUGGUGCUGAUAAAUUCUUAUUUGAUGCUAUUGCUCAAAUCAACUUGAACACUCCAGAAGGUUAUGAUAAUGCUGAUUCCUUGAUUAAUCAAGCUGUUGAAGCUUACGAUAUUACCAACUUAGAUCCUGUAUCCGAAACUGCUGCUAAAGCUUCUAUUGCUUUAGAAUAUGCCUCUGCUUUCAAAUUCUUGAGAAAUGACCCAACCGCUGCUACCAUUGAAAUUGAAAAAGCUAUUGCUUUAAAACCAAGAGCUAGAACUUAUGUUUAUAGAGCUUUGGUUAACGCCGAUAAAGCUUCUUUCACUCAAGCUCUUGCUGAUUUCGAAGAAGCUAAAAGACUCGAACCAAACUCUGCUGAUGCUUAUUAUCAAUUAGGUCAAUUACAUUAUAUGUCUAAUGAAUUACAAAAAUCUGAAGAAAAUUUCAAAAAGGCUACCGAAUUAAAUCCAGAAAAUGUUUAUGCUUAUGUUCAAUUGGCUUGUAUUGCUUAUAAAUUAGGUAACCAUGAAGAUGCUGAAGCUAAAUUUAAAUCUUGUAAAUCUAAAUUCCCAACUUCUCCUGAAGUUCCUAAUUAUUAUGGUGAAAUCUUAACUGAUAAAGGUCAAUUGGAUCUUGCUUGUAAACAAUUUGAUACCGCUUCUAGAUUACAAGCUGCUUUACCUGUCUUCUCUGUUGGUGCCUUACCUUUAAUCAAUAAAGCUUAUGCUCUUUCUAAAGGCGGUGAAAGAUCCCCAGAAGCUGAACAAUUAUUAAUUGAAGCCUGCCAAUUAGAUCCAAAAUCAGAAUUUGCUAGAACCACCUUGGCACAAAUUAAAUUACAAAAUGAAGAUGUUGAUGAAGCAAUCAAAUUAUUCGAAGAAUCUGCCCAAUUAGCUAGAACUUUCGAAGAAAAAGUUCAAGCUACCUCUUUUGCUGAAGCCACCAAAAUGCAAAAAAAGAUUAGAGCUGAUCCUUACUUAUCGGAGAAAAUCAACGAAUUGUUAAGAAGUCAAUUUGCUUAAAAAAGUAACUGAUUUCUCAUAAUAAAACAAAAAAGAUGUAAGAAUAUUCAAACUUUGAAAUGCUUGAUUGGUUAUUUAUUUCAUUCCAUUUCUGUCUUUUUCUUCUUUCAAACUAAUCAGUUCUGUUUAUUCUGCUAUCCUUACCCUCAUCUCUUUUUCUCUCUAAUGAUGUUUCC